UCGAAACUUGUGGAACUCUGCUUCUUAAUUCAGGAACCCUCAUUAAUAUCGCAUGAUACAUAUUAAUUUUGGAGCACUGUUUUAAAACACGCCAAUUACUAGACUAUACAUAUGUAUGUAAGAUAGAGGACAAUCACUAUAGAUAAAAAUUUUUGAUCUAUACCUUCAAUGACGUAUCCAUGUUGACUAAAGUAAUAACACGACUUUAGUGGUACAUGCAUACAGAAAAGGAAGCAACGGUCUUUUCAGUUUUAGUUUUAUCCUUUUAAAAAAAUUACUAAAUGUGAUAAAAUGUGCAUAUGGAGUCGUUUAGAUGCAGUGUACAGAAGUAUUUUACUCACAAAAUUUUUUACAAAAGGCUGGGGUAGCCCUGAAAAUUUGAAGAGGAUUUUUGAAUUCAGAAAAGUUAUUGCUAAUAGAGAAGCAUGUUACAACCUCAUACCUUCAGAUUAUCCCAUCAAUAUAAUUAAGGAUGAAGAAUGGUCAGACUGUCACAUAAUAGAAGGGAACUUUGAAACUCCGCUUCAUAAACAUCUUCCUGGUAUAAUGCCCAAUGAAACAAUAACUGCACAUUUUCAAUUAGUUCUACCAUGCAAAUGGUAUUCUCAUAAAAUAAAACCCAUUUGUUUACACCUUGCAGGUACAGGAGAUCAUUAUUUUUGGCGAAGGAGACAGUUAUUUGCUAAACCCUUGUUGAAAGAAUCUGGAAUUGGAUCUUUAUUAUUAGAAAAUCCAUUCUAUGGUUCCAGAAAACCAGAAAAUCAAAUACGUUCUUGUUUACAUAAUGUUUGUGACAUAUUUAUCAUGGGAGGAUGCUUAAUAAUGGAAUCAAUUGUAUUAUUAAAUUGGUGUGAGCAACAAGGUUUUGGACCCUUAGGUUUGACAGGACUAUCAAUGGGUGGUCAUAUGGCUUCUUUAGCAGCAACUAACUGGCCAAAACCAAUACCACUGGUUCCUUGCCUUUCAUGGUCAACUGCAUCACCAGUGUUCACUCAAGGAGUAAUGAGUGCCUCAAUUAAUUGGACUCUUUUAGAAGAUCAGUAUUUUGCAAAUGAACUUUACCAAAACGAUCUCGCUAAAAUGGUUAGAAUUAUUGGCGAAGAGGAUGCAUUCCUAGCUGGACAACAUUUUGCUCAACACUAUCCUGCAAGUAUGAAAAGGAUUAGUGAAUUACAAGAUAAGCCCCAAGGUGCUAAUGAAGAAGUAGCUACUAUAACUGCCUCUCCAACUGUGAUUAAAAAAGAAACAAAUAAGGACCAUGAUUCUGAAAGUGAGGACAAUAAUGUAAAAAAUGAAAUUAGUGAAGAUAGAGCAGCAAGAAUAUUUCCUUUGAACCUUAUAUCUAACAGAUUCAAGUUAAAAGAUUCAAGUGUUCUUAAAGGUAUUUGUUUGUUACCAGUGCCGCGACAUCCACUGUUUUCGGAUUGUAAAUGGCGUGAACGAGAAGCAUUGCAAUUUAUGUGCGGAAUAAUGGAUGAAUGUACGCAUUUAAAAAAUUUCGAAGUACCUGUUGAUACUGAACUGAUCAUUGCUGUCUGUGCGAGGAACGAUGCAUACGUACCGCGCGAUGGUUGUAUGAGUUUAGAUAAAAUUUGGCCAGGAGCUGAAAUUCGCUAUAUAGAUGCAGGGCACGUAUCUGCGUAUCUUCUUCACCAGAAAGUAUUCAGAUCCACCAUUAUCGAAGCUUUCAAACGAUCAAUGAAGAAAUAUCCUUUACAAAUCAGUUGAUAUAUGUGUAAUUCUAGCGAUAAACUAAAUCGACUAGAAAUAAUGUAAAGAAACUUUUCUAAGCGACUAUUUUUAGAAUGCAAUUUUGUGCGCUUUCUUAUGAUAUUUAUUUGACCCCUUUUUUAAAAAUACUUUACAAUUUUGACUAUUUUUUUAUAUUUAAACAAGUUGGUUACUUUGAAUAUCGAAAAAGGUAAUCAUGUACGCCCCCCUUAUAUUUAAAAUUUUUACGAAAUGUUAUACUAUUAGAUAUAAUAAGAAAAUGAAACGUGUAUUUUAUGAAAUAUGAAUAAAUUGUAUAUAAUAUA
Molecule: messenger RNA, 2036 nt
Organism: Osmia lignaria (orchard mason bee)
Lineage: Eukaryota; Metazoa; Arthropoda; Insecta; Hymenoptera; Megachilidae
Product: protein ABHD18
Source: RefSeq, a predicted model, not a curated record